AUGAAUGGCCGUUUGUCUUCUUAUUAAUUAAAUUGUGAAAUUAAUAUCGAAAAGGAAGCUACUGAAAUGGCAUCAAGAAUUAUGGAUCGUUUCCGUUAGAAACAAAAUUUUAGAUCUUGCCAAAAACUCUCAAUUAAAGGUGAUGGAUUUCGAUCAAGUGAAUAUUAACCAAGGUUAACAGAAGUUUAAUCAAUACGAAAUGGAACAAAUUCAAUAGUAUAUAGAAAUGAAAUUAAAUAUAACUUAAAUAUCAGAUAACCUCAUAAUAACUUUGAAUAAAUACCAAAACAUAUUGAAAUAAUAAAAAAAUCUCAUAAUUUGUAAAUUCAAUAAUCAUAAGAUAUAAAAGAUAAUUAUUAAAAAUCUAUAAAGUUUAAUAAUACUCUUGAAUCUUAAUAUUAAUCUAAUAAAUCAAAUAACACUAAAUUAAUUAAAUUAAUGUAAUCAAUCAUUAUAUAUAUUAUUAGGAAAGCAUGA
This is a messenger RNA of Paramecium pentaurelia, 477 nucleotides long. NCBI's taxonomy places the organism in Eukaryota, Ciliophora, Oligohymenophorea, Peniculida, Parameciidae. The record is from the annotation of a GenBank genome assembly.